This is a messenger RNA of Postia placenta MAD-698-R-SB12, 3816 nucleotides long. RefSeq lists its product as hypothetical. Bases 1 to 3816 code for a protein of 1271 amino acids. The transcript has 15 exons. The record is from RefSeq and is a predicted model, not a curated record. NCBI's taxonomy places the organism in Eukaryota, Fungi, Basidiomycota, Agaricomycetes, Polyporales, Adustoporiaceae.
AUGGCGCCUCCGCCGCCGACUAUAAUUCACUGCUCAUCGCUCGCAGACUACGAGUACCAGAUGACUUCUCUGAGAGACCCCAUCCUCAUCCCCGAAACCGAGGAGACUUGGGAUCGCAUAGCCAACGCAAUGAUUCGUAUGACUGCGCUUGUGCGAGGAAACGCGGCUGACUAUCCUCUUGAGACUGUGGCGAAUGUCCGACCCGUGUCACGACCACUCAACAGUGCAGCGAGCUCUGAGCGGACACGGCUGUCAGGCGUUGCCAUAGAACUCUUGACUUGUCUCAACGGCUUCAAUCCGCCAGACCUGGAGAGAGAGCCACGGGCGCGCGAGAUCGAGGGCACGAUCCGUCUGACGGCGACAGACGCCAGUGCUGACGUGCGGAAGAUCGCGAAGAAAAUAUUUGAGGCGUACAAGCAGCUUCUACCGAGGCGAGUGGAGAGCUUCACACAGCCACUCACACCCACGGUCAAGAAGUAUCUCAAUAUCAAAGCAUCAGCUGCGCCAAGUAGCAAUUCGAAUCCACCUAGCCGACCCCCAUCCUCACAGUCGCUGAACCUCGUGCAAGAGCGGCCACCCAAACAACAGUUCUCAUCUUCCACAUCUGCUAUCCGCUCCAAUUCCGGGACCUUCCCGACCCGCAGACCUACGCAGCCACCGCAUCGCCUCGGCGGGAAAGUCAAGAGCGAUAUGGCGCCUCCCGUCUUUAUCCCCAAGCGUCCAGACUCGGCGGCCACCACAACCAGCAACCACGAACACGACGACGAUGUAUUAUUCAAGAGUGAACCGAGGGUCGCCGCGUCCGUACCAGGCUCGUCGAGUACAAUGCCAGAGCGGCCGCGGACAAUCUCACAGUCGCAGCCACAACGACCACCAAGCUCAACAGGGACAUUGAAUGCAAGGGGACCAAUGCGACAGCCCAUUCCUCAGGAGCCUCCGAGGGGCGUUCGUAGCGGUCCAAUCAGACCAGGGACAAUGGGUGCCCCCGGCGGCCAGCCCACCGAGCGGAAGGAACGCGUUGCGAGCGAGAAGUUGAAGACCGUGAUUGUACUACUGAACGAGAAGCCGAAGCCCGCACCUCCACAGCCGAGUGAGAAGCCGAAGCCUGUACCCUCACGGACAAAGUCCUCGGUGACUGCAGGCACAAAGAGCUCGAACGCGAAGACCGCUAGUGGCUCUGCGGACCAGAAGUCGUCCGCCCAUGCAAAGACGGUCAAGAGUAAAGGCGACGCAAAGGUAGCAAAGGCAGCCGUGGCCUCUGUGGAGUCGCGGCCCAGUCGCCAGACGCAUGCGCGAGCGCGCUCGAAAACUCCCGCUCUUGUGCCAGUACAGGUCCCGCUACCUCCGAGUCCUGGCCCGGGGGAUGCUCCUGCACUGGUACCCCUGCCCCCGAGCCCGGACUUGAGAGAAUUAGAGAUACCGGCGCUGGUCCCGCUACCUCCCUCACCCCCGCCCUCGCCCCCCAUUCCACCUGCUCCUGUAGUGGAGAUACCCAGGCCCGUCACACCGAAACGCACACUUGGGCACCUCGCACCUUUGGCGGUAGAGCAAACCCCGAUAUCUGCCCUCGUCGCGGACAUUCAGCGCGGGUUCCUCUUCACGCCCUUCACGCCUUUCACACCAGCCCCUCGCGCUGGGAGGUCAUUCGAGGAAGGCGAUAACGUCAGAAUUGAGUCCCUCGGUUAUGAAGGUACGUUAAAGUACCUUGGGGAGAUCGACGGGAAGCCUGGUCACUGGGCUGGGGUCGAGUUAAGCGGAGGCUUUGCUGGGAAGGGCAAAAAUAAUGGCGCUGUCAAUGGGAAGCAAUACUUUGUGUGCCCUCCAAACUGUGGCUCGUCGCGACCAUCGUCCGUUGCUUCCUCCCGCAACGGGCGGAUCACGCCCUCGUUUUCCUUGUCUGGCAGGAUCACCCCGUCUGCUUCCACUUCUACGUCUACUGGUCGUAAAACGCCGUCCUUCUCCAACGGCCGUGCCACCCCUUCUCUUCCAAAUGGUCGCGUUACUCCAUCUGCAGGUCGCAAGACUCCCGGCGGCCCUGUUCCUGCGACACGAGCACGCUCGGUCACCGGAAAUGCUCGUGCGGCCGUCGAUGCUAUCACGCCUGUGCGCCCCGCUGCUGCUCAAAACAUCAUCACGCCCGGCUCGCGAGCAUCGAACCGUACGUCGGGCAUCGGCGUGGGGGUACCACCCGGUAGUCCCUCGAGGCGUAACACCCCGCGUGCUCGCGUGCCAAGCGGUAUCGCCAUGCCUCCGCCUGCCUCACCGUCAAUAAAAUCGGGACGCUCUAUCUCGGUGACGAUGAGCGAUCAAGGCUUCAGCCACCGGGGCGCCAAUUCACUCACCGACUUAGAGAGCAAUGGGAAGGCCCUUCAAGACAAGAUCGCCCAGCUCAUGGCCGGUCGCGUCCCCCGGCCAGGCUCGUCCGCAUCAGGCGGUUCUUCCGGACAUUCUGAAGAGCUGCAACAGGAGAUCGAAAGACUGCAUGCACGCCUGACCGCUGCAGAAGACGAGAAUCGGCGGCUUCGAGAAAGCACAGACGCACAGAACGGGGCCGUUCAGCGCGCUGAGAAGCUCGCCGCGGAGCAGAAGCAGAGCGCGACGCGGAUCACGGAGUUGGAGUCAACCGUCCGCGCCAACGAGCGUCUGUUGAACGAGCGGGAGACGGCCAUUGAGGCGGUCGAACGAGCGGCGAAGGAGAAAGAGGCGGACAUCGAGAAGAUCAAGAGCGAUGCGGAUGCGCGUCUCAGGGACAUCCAGAGCAAGUUGGAUGACAAGGAGGCGCUCGUGGACAACCUCAAGGAGCUGAUCGAGGCGAAGGAGGGCCUGCAGACAGAGAACGAUGCGGUCCUACAGGCAAAGAAUGCCGAAAUUACGCUCCUGGAGGCGCGCGUGCAGAAAGCGUACGCGGAGCUGGAGGAUGAGAGGCAAGAGCUGGGCGCCCAGGUCGAGGAGCUGCGGAAAGCAGGGCAGGAAACUAUUGCGUUGUACGAGGAGCGCCUCAGUGCGGCAGACACACAACGAUAUGAGCUUGAGGAUCUUAUCGCAUCGCUCGACGAGCAGCUCCGUGCUAAGCUGGAACCACUGUCCCCUGUCACCGCUCAGAGGCAAGCCACCUCUGCCGUCGAAAUCGACAAUGAGUCACUCCGAGAGCAGGUACAGCAUCUGCAGAAGCGAAUUGCGGUAUUGGAAGACCAGCUCGAGGAGGCGCAUGCGACGUUCGAUAGAGAGGAGGCUGCCGAUCUGAAGGUUCUCGAGGAGAACAUAGAACAGAGCAUUCUCCGCGAGGAGGCUCUGGAGUCCAGCGACGGUAGUGUUCCGACAUCUGCGGCGGGGGACGUCGCGGUGCUUCACAAGAAAUAUGAGGUAUAUGCGAUCGCUUCUGUCCUCUGCUUAACAAAGAGAUCGAUCUACCGUGAAGAUGAGCUCGAGCGCGAGCUUGAACGCCUCCGGGAGAAAGUUGCGCGCUCCCAGAAGAAAUCGUCGAAACUAUCGACCGAGCCGCCAGCCGCACCGCCGGACGAGCGACCUGUGGGCUCGGGCGCGAAGAAAAUAUCCACGGAGCCCGUCUCCGCGGGCACGCAGGAGGUCUGCGAGAUCUGCGAGCGGCCGGGGCACGACAUCUUCACGUGCGACCUGCUCAAGGACGACGUCGCCCCGAUGCCCAUGUCCGCGCCCGCGAUGUCGACGUCCAUGUCCAUGUCGUCCAUGUCGUCCAUGUCGAUGGGGGGAGACGCGGACGAGGAGCUGUUCUGCGAGGACUGCGAGGGGCGCGGGCACACCGCGGAGAACUGCCCGCACUCGCUGGACGUUUUCUGA